GGGGCUGAGACAUUAUCUGCAUUAUGGACAAAUAAGAGGAAAAAAGGAAUACAGUUUCGGUCAACAGUCCACAUCUAUUAGAUUUUUUCUAUGUUGGUUUCACGUUGGAUUGUAUUAUGUCUUCGCUUAACAGGAGUACUGUGGCGGCAUACGUGUUAUUCCUGCUGCUGGAUUGUUACUGGGAAGCGGUGUCGGGGCAGCUCUCAUACUCCAUAUCAGAGGAGGUGAAUCCGGGGACUUCUGUUGGAAAUAUAGCCAAGGAUCUAAACCUCAGUGUCGAUGAUCUGGAGUCACGUAUGUUUCAGAUUGUGACCGGAUCGAAGCGAAAAUUUUUCGAGGUAAACCUAAAGACUGGUGUUCUCUUUGUUAAUGACAGAAUAGACAGAGAGGAGCUCUGUGCGAAGGCAACGAAAUGCACAGUGAGCGUGGAGGCUGUGAUAAAUGCUCCACUGAAGCUUUACCGCUUGGAAAUAAAUAUUGUAGAUGUUAAUGACAACUACCCGACUUUCAGUGCUAAAUCGCAAAGCAUUGAAAUAGCCGAAAACACGCUGCCUGGGACUAAAUUUCUUGUGCUGUCUGCCUAUGAUGCUGAUGUAGGAAAAAAUGGCAUCAAUACAUACAAGCUAAAUCAGAAUGAACAUUUUUCAUUAUCGGUGAACAAAGGAGAGAGUGUGUCUGCGGAGCUCGUGCUCCAGAAACCUUUAGACCGAGAAAAACAAUCUGUAAUUAAACUCACACUGACUGCUGUGGACGGAGGGACACCCCCGAAAUCCGGAACAUCACAGAUAAUAAUAAAUGUCUUAGACGUUAAUGAUAACUUCCCAGUAUUUACCAAACCAUUGUAUAAAACAAGCAUUAUUGAAAAUGUACCGCCUGGCACAUCAGUAAUAACGGUAACGGCGACAGACGCUGAUGAGGGACCAAACAGUGAGAUUUCAUAUUCACUGAGCAGCAAAGAUCAAGACCAUGUUUUGGAAAUAUUUCAAAUUGAUGAGCUCACGGGUUUACUAACAGUUAAGGGAAAGAUUGACUUCGAAGAGUACCAGGCUUUUGAAAUCCGCGUGCAGGCAAGUGACAAGGGCUCUCCUCCAAUGGCAGCACAAUGCAAAGUACUAAUAGAAGUGCUGGAUUUAAAUGACAAUAUUCCUGAAAUAACUGUCACAUCAUUAAUUAACAGCGUGAAAGAAGAUGCAAAAAUAGGUACUGCUGUUGCACUUGUGUCUGUCUUGGACAGAGAUGGAGGUAAAAACGGAGCAGUUUAUUGUGAUAUUAAAGAUGACAGCCCUUUUAAAUUGGACACAAAUUAUAAAAACUAUUACUCUUUGGUGGUAGACGGACAGCUAGACAGAGAGAGUGCUUCACACUAUAAUGUCACUAUUACAGCGACAGAUGAUGGAACUCCUGCUCUCACGA
This is a messenger RNA of Plectropomus leopardus (leopard coralgrouper), 1413 nucleotides long. Lineage: Eukaryota; Metazoa; Chordata; Actinopteri; Perciformes; Serranidae. The record is from RefSeq and is a predicted model, not a curated record.